CGAAGAGUUGGCGAUGAUGUUACGCAGUGGCGCGUGUGAGAUCACCGUGUGCUGCACGGUGUUCGCAGAUUUAUGACGAGGCUCUAUCGUCAAAGCGAUACACCUAUGACAGAGUGAGAGAGCCGCCCAUCGUCGCGGCUCGACGUCGUCGUCGGCGAACAAUGUGCCAAGUGCCACGACAGCUAGUGAUUGUAGUGUAUAUACUAGCAAUGUUUGUGCCUGAAAACUAAAGUGUUGCAUGUGCGCUCUCAAGCGAAUUCGUCCUCGAAAAAAGCAAGUCCUAUAGUAUAUAGCAGCCAGUGAUUCUCCGUUUGUGUUUUCCGUCGCUCGCACUCAGUCAUUCUUGCUUGCGGUCGCGACAAGCGCUAUCGGCGACGACACCUUUAUUUUUGUACGCUACAUAGCGGUUAUCGUCGCUGCAAAGUCUGCUGAUAUUAAGCUUCGAAAAGCCGAAAUUGUUUGGUUGUUGAAUUGCCUUGUUUUUUAUUAUUCGCAUUUGAGGCUCUAUACGCGAUCCGGUGACCAUGAAGAAACAAUUUUUCAGGGUCAAGCAGCUCGCUGAUCAAACCUUUUCCAGAGCUGGAAAAACUGAAGUACUGACUGAUGAUUUGCAAGCAGCGGAUAAACAUGUUGAACAAAUCAGAGCUGCCCUUAUGGGUCUUAAUAAAAGACUUGGAAAACCCAGCGAAUCUAGUAUGCAAGAUUCAGCUCAUAAAGAAAAACGCCUUAAAAAGUCCCCAGAAUAUGUUUUGGGUCAAACAAUGCUUGAAAAUGCAGGAGAGGAAGGACUUAUGUGUUAUACAUUAACAGAGUGCGGAAAAGCACAAAUAGCUUUGGCUAAUGAGGCUGUAGAUCAUGAAGCAAAAGUUGAACAAUAUGUAUCGGUUCCUCUACAGAAUAUUUUAGAAACAGAUGUUCCAAAUAUUUUAAAAUACAAAAGAAAUUUGCAACGUCUGAUUUUGGAUAUGGACAGCACAAGAACACGCUACCAACAAGCAAGUAAACACAAUACUGGAGGUACAGCAGCAACGAAAGUUGAUAGUUUGAGAGAUGAAUUAGAAGAAGCUGAAACCAAAGUAGAACAAUGCCGAGAUCUCUUGGCGGCUGAGAUGUUUCAGUUGAUGUCGAAAGAAACAGAGCUCGCUCAAACAAUUAUACAGUAUGUUAAACUUCAAAGAGCGUAUCACGAAAGUGCCUUGCACUGUCUAGAAGAUCUCAUUCCAGAACUUGAAUGUUACAUAAAUGAUAAUGAAACAAAGCCAGUAUACGGAUAUUCUUUAGAAGAGCAUCUCAGAGUGACAAACAGGAAAAUAGCAUUACCCAUCCAACUCUGCGUCUGUGCUCUUCUGAGGCUAGGAAUGGAAGAGGAAGGGCUUUUUAGAAUAGCCAGUGGUGCUUCAAAAUUAAGAAGAAUGAAGCUUAGCUUUGAUGCUUGUUGUAUAUCUCUCCCAGUUGCCCUUGAAUACAAGGAUCCUCAUGUGAUAGCUGGAGCUCUGAAGUCUUACCUUCGAGAGUUAUCAGAACCUCUACUGACCUUUAAAUUGUAUCCCGAGUGGAUGGCAGCCGCAAAACUCGUCAAAAGUGAUGACAGACUUCGUGCACUCUGGGAAGUAUUGCAUAAAUUGCCAACGGCAAAUUAUGAAAAUCUAAGGUUCCUAAUUAAAUUUUUUGCUGUCUUGACGAAAAACCAAGACGUCAAUAAAAUGACACCACACAACAUUGCGAUAGUAGUCGCUCCAAAUCUCAUCUGGAAUUCACAGGAGGACAUAACGACCGUAGUAAUGGAUACAGCAAAUAACUCUAGUCUAAUCGUCGAACAAAUGAUCACAUACGCCGACUGGUUUUUUCCUGGCGAGAUAGAUUUUGAUCGCGAGCUGGACCUUGGUGGCAUCGUCAACGGCUCCGAGCCAACGCCAACUGUGGGUAUGCGUCGAUGUGUCUCCAACAGCAGUUUAAGUGACCAUGGUGAAAGCCCAACUCAAGGAAGUCCUAAGCCGGCGACGCGUCGGAAAAACAAACCAGCUCCUACCCCUCCAAGUGGCAACACACCUGACAAACACAUCACGCAAGUUCAUCACGAAAAUAGAAGACCAGAUGAUAAACCUCCACCUGCGCCUGAUAAGCCACCACGGCCUUUGACUACCUCGACACUUAACAGGGCAACGUACAAGUCGCAGAAGCACGAUCAAGUUACAGCGGAACUGAUACAGCUACGGAAUCAGGACAACGCUGCCAAUAGCAAGGCAAUGCAGCACUCGAAUAAGCUUGCGACUCAUGCUGGCAGUAAAGCUGUGGAGAAUGACGCGAAGCCCAUGGGCUUCGAAUUAGUCGAUAAGGCUGAACUUAUUAAGGAUCAAAAUUCUACGGAUGCUCUGCAGCUACCUGAAAAUUCUCCGACUCACAAAAAUGAAAAUCAGCCAAGAGAUAGCGAAGAAGAGGGGAUGAAUGCUAAUCUGAUAGGAUUCGAGGCGUUGAAUUUAAAGCCGAAUUUAGGUACAGGAGACAUGACCAAGUCGGUUAACGAAUCAAUGAUAAUGAUGGACAAUACAGACAAGCUAGACUCGCCAAAACUAAAACCGGUUCCUGCGGAAAAACCAUCCCAGUCGACUUUAGAAAGGCGGAAGUUUCCUGUCGCUGCACCUCGUAAUUUAAUUCUCACAUCGAAUCAACAAGAUGACGUCGUAGAAAUGCGACGAAAACCAGAAGGAACCUGCGUUACCUCUAUAGAUAGAAAUAGUAAACCUGCUAUUCCAGAACGUCCAGCUGGACUUGCUCGGCCUUCAAGUUUGAUAAGGCCACACCCUCGACACAGUAACGAAAAUUUGGAUGCCGAUUCAGGGCCCUUGACCCUGGAGCGAAUCCAUAUGUAUUCGGUAGACAAACAGCAGGUUAGUAUAAUACAACUAACCGGUGCUGUUUCGGAGAGCAAUGGCACAAUCAACUUGCAGAGAAGCCCGAGCGUCGGCAGUCGUCCAGUGUCGAUGUCACUGUCACAUGGCAGUAUGACGAUGCAGCCUCCAGAGAAACCUCCACGACCGGAGCAUUUACCAGAUCCGAUUAAGUCACAUUCGAGAACGAGGUCCGAGGGCAACAUCAUCGAUGUACAGACGCAAACGAACACCGUUAUUGUACCUAAGUCUCAACAGCAGCAAGUGCCACCUGCCUCGCCAAGGUUCCAUCAGCGACCACCAAGGCCUCAGCCGCCACCACCACCACCACCUACUGGUGCUAAGCCCAAAUCAGAUCACGAGAGUACUAAUCUUUAGCAGUAAGAGUUUUGAAAGAAGCAUUAAUGUUCAGUGAUUAAGGGUAGAAUUUGUUGUAUCUGAAAACAUUCCUUUUGUUAAUUCAAUGAUAAUUUUAAACGAUAGAUUCGAACGCAUCAUUGCGAAUGCUUUAGAUUCGUAGUUUUUAUUUCGGAAUAAAUGUACUUUAACUGAAAAAUAUUAUAAAAUACCAUUUUAAAAACUCGAUCAUAUCAUAAUCAUAAUUAUCUUAAUCAUAUCGACAUAUUCUACCCGUAAUUAAAACAUUUCUAUUUAUAAAAGUCAAAAAUAAAUGUGUCUUGAUAUAUUGAAAAGAGCUUAAGAAUCAACAAUGUCAGUAAAGCUAUCUCUGGUAUAGGAAUUUAAAAAAGAAAAAAGUGGCUUUAAAGUGGCCUAUGAAAGAAAAUUAUUUUAAUUCAGCGCAAUAUUGCGUGUUAUGAAAAAAGUCGAAAAAAUCUAUAACCGAAGCUUUAGUAGUGAACGAGGUAAUAAGAAAAGUUCAACGUUAAUUAUGUAAGAACAGUGAUGAUUCGCCUAAUUCCAUUAAAUUUGAAAAAGAACAUUUUAAUAAAUAUCAAGUAUUUUUGCAGCGUAGUUUUUAUACUGUUUAUCCAACUAAUCACGUCGUAGCGCGAUUGCGAAUUUUCACGAUGAUUUUUGAAAAUUCAGUGAGAAAAACCAAGUGAAAUGUUGAAAAGAAAACUGUCGAUUCCGCCCUUCGAUUUUUUAUUCUGACGUUACAUCUCCAAAUGCACAAACCUAAACUAUGCUCACAUUUAAUAUUAGUUUAAUUGUUGAAUCAGAGUUAUAUUUGCAGACAGGAAUUGCUAAGAAGGUCUGACAUUUGUCCAUUAUUCCGACAUGACAUGUCUUUUAAAGAAUCAACGAGUAUCGUUUAAUCUUUUUUCGAUUUUUUAUUAUUAUUUUUAUUAUAAAUAUAUUCUUGCUAAUACUAUUUUUUCAUUUCACGGUUAACGUGAAUAUGAGAUUUCAGUCAGUUUAAUUCUUAUGGCAUACCAUGUAUAUACGUAAGUUUUUAUGCAAUCAGAAGAUACGAUAUAUGCGAUUUUCGCGUGAUCAAACUCCAAUUGUAUAAGGCCUUUUAUUUCAGCAUUUGGAAUUUUUAAAUAUAUACUAUUAUGUGUUGUCCAUUAUAAAUAUUAAAAUAUGUUGAGUUGUAAAGAAAAAAUGUUUGAUAAAAAUGAAUUUUGUUUGUCUUUCAGAAAAAGCACACAAUACGUUUUUUCUGAGAAAUUACUUAUAUUCCACGACUUUUUAAAUAUAAAAAUUAUCACAAUAUUAAUAUUGUUAAAAAAUUUUUAUUUACAAAACUCGACAAAAUAUAAUUGAUAUUAGAAAAAAGCCAAGUUGUUAUUGGUGUGAUUAGUGUAUGUAUUAUUAUAAUUGGUACGUUUGACAUACAUUUACCUAAGAAAAUCUUAGGCUGUGAAUACAUUGGAGUAUUAAAGUAUGUAUUUGUAAAUAUAAAAAAAACC
Phymastichus coffea is the source of this 4762-nucleotide messenger RNA. RefSeq names its product rho GTPase-activating protein 44-like. The transcript has 10 exons. Gene Ontology annotation, molecular function: GTPase activator activity; protein binding. Gene Ontology annotation, biological process: regulation of Rac protein signal transduction; positive regulation of GTPase activity; regulation of actin cytoskeleton organization. Gene Ontology annotation, cellular component: cytoplasm; intracellular anatomical structure. NCBI's taxonomy places the organism in Eukaryota, Metazoa, Arthropoda, Insecta, Hymenoptera, Eulophidae. Bases 525 to 3266 code for a protein of 913 amino acids. The record is from RefSeq and is a predicted model, not a curated record.